GUCAUUUGCAACAAUAUGAAUGGAACUGUAGGUUCCUUUGAAAUGGAGAAUUGAGAUAGUUUCCCUUCAAAGUGACUAUUGAUAAAUAAUGACUCUGCCCUGCCAUUUCCCAAAAAUAUUCCUAUUUUUUACUUCCAACUUCCUUUGAACUUUUACUGAGAGAUGUUCUUCCUUUCCCUUCUUUCCUAAUCAUGACCAUGUUUCUGUGUUUCUGUGUGUAUCACAUCCUUAAGCAUCUUUUGUAGGGCUGAAUGGGUGGUGACAAAUUCUUUCAAUUUUUGUUUGUUAUGAAAGGUCUUUAUUUCACCUUCAUUCAUAAAUGAGAACUUUGGAGACGUAGACCAAUGGGGAGCCCCGGAGGUAAGCUGGCGGCCAACAGGGAGCUGUGCCAUGUGCGGGGUGGUGGAAUGGCACCGAGUCUGUGUGUACGUAGGUUGCUUUAACAAUGGGCAUCGGAGUGAGUUGGCUAUGGCCUCUAACUUUAAGAAGGGAAAUAUAACAUCUAGUGCCCAGCGGAAAAGGAUGAGUCCUAAGCCUGAGCUUACUGAAGAGCAGAAACAAGAAAUCAGGGAAGCUUUUGAUCUCUUUGAUGCUGAUGGAACUGGGACCAUAGAUGUUAAAGAACUUAAGGUGACAAUGAAGGCCCUGGGGUUUGAACCCACGAAAGAAGAAAUCAAGAAAAUGAUAAGUGAAAUUGAUAAGGAAGGCACUGGAAAAAUGAACUUUAGUGAGGUUUUGACUGUGAUGACUCAGAAAAUGUCUGAGAAAGAUACCAAAGAAGAAAUUCUGAAAGCUUUCAAGCUCUUCGAUGAUGAUGAAACUGGGAAGAUAUCAUUCAAAAAUCUGAAACGCGUGGCCAAGGAGUUGGGCGAGAACCUGACAGAUGAGGAGCUACAGGAAAUGAUUGAUGAAGCUGAUCCAGAUGGAGAUGGAGAAGUCAAUGAGCAAGAGUUCCUGCGCAUCAUGAAAAAGACCAGCCUUUACUAAGAUCCAUGUCGCCUUUUCUACUGCAAACACACCUAACUAGAUUUAGUGCCUGCCAUUGUGUAAAAUCUGGCUUUUGAGAACACAAACUAUUUUCUCCCACACUGACCUCCCUACAUAAUUUUAGUUAUGGCCUCUAAUCUAUUUCAGACUUUUAAAGUGUUCUUUGAUACUCAAACUCUUUGUAAAAUGACCUGCUGAUUACUUGAGUUCUCCAAAGCAGAAUAAGAGCACAUUGGAGCAGAAAAAAGGGUCUUAAAGCAUUGGCCACCUUCCAUUUUGCCUUGCAUUGCUUCGCUCUUGUCAUAUAUUUCACAAAGAAGCACACUGAAUGACUACUUAGACAAGCACAUGUUGUACCCAUGUCACUAGAAGCACUGGUGGUUUUUCAGUGGUUCUUGUUUCCAGUUGAUACUAAAGUGUAAUCUUCUCUUUUAUAAAACCCAGUGAACUCUUGCAUUGGCAUUUGGAUGUAUGUUAAUGCUAUUUGUUUUGUCUUAAAAAUAAAACCUUUCUUAGUCUGGAAAAGAAAAUAAAUGAGAGCUUUGCAGGAUAUGAUAUUCUGGGUUGAUUUUUUUCUCUUAAGACUUGGAAUAUAUCUCGCCAUUAACUCCUAGUCUGUAGGGCUUCUGAUGAGAAGUCCAAUGUGAGCCCAAUUGGAGAUCCUCUGAAAGUUAUCUGGCAUUUCUCUUGUGCAACUUUUAGAAUCUUUUCUUUAUGUUUUACUGUAGUGAGUUUGAUAACAAUGUGUCGUGGUGA
Oryctolagus cuniculus (rabbit) is the source of this 1743-nucleotide messenger RNA. The record is from RefSeq and is a predicted model, not a curated record. Lineage: Eukaryota; Metazoa; Chordata; Mammalia; Lagomorpha; Leporidae.